AUGAGGAAGCCUUCUGUCCAGCAGCCUUGGAAAGCCCACGUUCCAACUGUGUCGGAGAUUGAAGGGCCUGUUGCUGUUGGCUUGAUUGAUGUUGAGGUGGUACUGGUAGUACUAGUAGUAGUUGAGGAAGCCCUCGAGGUUGUGGAGCUGGUGGUAGUUGAAGUACUGGAGCUAGUUGUGGUCGUAGAACUGGCUCGUGAUGUCGUGCUAGAGGUGGCCGAUGUAGAUGAGGUGGAUGAGCUUGUAGUCGAAGACGUCGUUGAGGAAGAUACAACGGAAGUCGAACGAGAUGUCACAGUGGUAGAUGCGACGCUAGAUAUGGAUGAAACACCGACUGGACCUCCCGCAACCAAGGAGCUCAACGAAGAGACAGCCGAGGCACCUGAUGAGAGCGUAGUAGAUGAGGGGCGACUGACGAUGGAAGACGUCGUCACCAAUGAUAGCCCGCUGACAGAAGGGGCGCUUAAAACGCUCGAAGGCAGCGUGUUUGACGAUACCACGCUCGAGAGUCCUGCACUCGAGAUUGACGAAGUCGUGCUGGUUGUCGUAGUAGUGGAGACACGCGAGCUUGUUGAAGAGAGUGUGGCGAAGGUCGUCCAUGUGGUUGAAGAAGUACUUGAGCUUACACUAGAAGUUGUCGUCGACGAAGUAGAGGCUGUAGAUCUAGAAGAAGAACUGGCGCUACUGCUGCUGGCAGUCGAAGAAGCACUCGUUGCUGCGCCGCUCGUGGAAGAGCUGAAAACCGAGCUGCUCGAGCCCCCAGAGACCGAGAGACUCGUUGCAAUACUUGAACCCGAGCUCCCAGAAGAGGAUGUCGCUACAAAGCUGGAGGCGGAAGAGGAUGCGCUGUUGAGGCCACCGGCGAAAUUGCCAAACACGCUCAGUGAGGUGCUGAAAGAGCUCGUGGAGCUUGUGGAUAUACUGCUUGAGACUGGAGCUGAGAUCGAACUGCUGACUGAGCCCGUGCUAGUAGAAGCGCCGUUCGAGGUUGAGCUGGACACCCUAAUAGAAGACGAGCUUCCACUUGUUGAGGUCAAGGAAGAUGGGAGGGAGGUGCUUGAGGAGCUAGACGUAGCUGCAAUGCUGGUCGAUGCAACUGAACCAGAGCUCGACACGGAGAGAGCAGCACUUGAAGAGGCAGCGAUCGAGGAGCCCAUGCUACUAGCUGAUGAAAACGCCCCAAUUGAUGUGGGUAAUGAGCUACUGUAG
Molecule: messenger RNA, 1209 nt
Organism: Fusarium mangiferae
Lineage: Eukaryota; Fungi; Ascomycota; Sordariomycetes; Hypocreales; Nectriaceae
Exons: 1
Coding region: 1-1209 (402 amino acids)
Source: RefSeq, a predicted model, not a curated record